AUGUCUUCUAGAAAGCUCUCAUCUGCAGUUGCUAAAGCACAAGACUUCGUCGACUUCGUCAACGACUCCCCAACUCCCUACCAUGCGGUUCAUUGCGCGGUGCAACGACUCGCGAAAGCCGGGUUUGAAGAAAUCAAAGAGCGAGAUAGCUGGUCCUCGAGCCUGCAACCCGGCGGCAAAUACUACCUGACAAGGAACGGCUCCUCAAUUAUCGCAUUUGCUAUAGGGAAGAAAUGGAAGGCUGGUAAUCCAAUUGGCAUGGUUGCCGCACACACCGAUUCGUGUACCCUUCGCCUUAAGCCUGUGAGCAAGAAGACGGGUGCUGGAUUCAUGCAAGUCGGUGUCGAGACUUAUGGCGGGGGAAUCUGGCAUACAUGGUUCGAUCGAGAUCUUAGUAUCGCGGGAAGGGCGAUGGUUAAGGAUGGGAAAGGGAACUAUGUCCAGAAGCUCAUUAAGGUCGACAGGCCAAUAUUGCGCAUCCCGACGUUAGCUAUCCAUCUCGAGCGUGCCAGCGUAUUCGACCCGAACAAGGAGACUGAACUCUUCCCAAUCGCUGGCUUAGUGGCGGCUGAACUCAACAGAAUUGGAUCAAAGGGCGACGAGAAGAUAUCUGAGCUGGAGAAGCAGCAGGACGAGGUCGACGGGCCUUUCCGACCGCUCAAAGUCCUCUCAGACCGCCAUCAUCCAUACGUGGUUGAAAUUAUUGCAGAACACGCCGGGGUGGAUCCUGAGGAUGUGGUGGACUUUGAGAUGGUGCUUUAUGAUACCCAGAAAGGAUGUAUCGGUGGUAUUAAUAACGAGUUAAUCUUCUCUGCUAGACUCGACAACCUUGGGAUGACCUAUACCGCUGUCGAGGGACUGAUCACUUCGGUCUCAUCGCCAUCAUCCCUUGAUGACGAUUCCACCAUUCGACUCAUAUCAUGUUUCGAUCAUGAAGAGGUUGGUAGCACGAGCGCGCAUGGCGCGAAUUCGAAUUUCCUUCCAGCAGUUCUGAAGCGCCUAUCCGUCCUUCCCGCCGCUAUUUAUGAUGCAGCAUCGGACAAUUCAUAUGACAAGGUGCACAGAGAAGCCGAGCUGGACAUUGCUACAGCUUACGAACAGACACUUUCGACCUCAUUCAUUAUUUCCGCUGAUAUGGCACACUCGGUUAACCCCAACUACAUCCAUAAGUACGAAUCCGACCACCGCCCUGAGAUGAACAAGGGCCCCGUUAUUAAGGUCAAUGCAAACCAACGGUACACAACAAACUCUCCAGGUAUCGUUCUUUUGCAGGAGGUUGCUCGUCGGGCAAAACCAAGUCAAGACCCGGCAUCGUCUCCUGGAGUCCCGCUCCAACUCUUCGUCGUUCGCAACGAUUCAUCCUGUGGAAGCACAAUUGGUCCCAUGCUCUCGAGCGCUCUAGGCACACGUACGAUUGACAUUGGGAACCCACAGCUUUCCAUGCAUUCUAUCAGAGAGACCGGUGGCGUUUACGAUGUUGAGCUCGCAGUGAGAUUGUUCGAAUCGUUUUUUGAACACUUUUCAGAGUUAGAGUCUAGGAUCCUAGUCGACUAG
Molecule: messenger RNA, 1554 nt
Organism: Amorphotheca resinae ATCC 22711
Lineage: Eukaryota; Fungi; Ascomycota; Leotiomycetes; Helotiales; Amorphothecaceae
Exons: 2
Coding region: 1-1554 (517 amino acids)
Biological process (GO): proteolysis
Cellular component (GO): fungal-type vacuole
Molecular function (GO): zinc ion binding; metalloaminopeptidase activity
Source: RefSeq, a predicted model, not a curated record